GUGAUAGUACUGAUUAUUGUUUUUUAUAAUGUGGUGAUGUCAGCAAUCAUUCUUCAUCUACUAUUAAUGAUAGUCUUAUGUAAUAUAUUUUAAUUUAAAUUGUAGUAUUACAAGAUAUAUAGCUUUAUUGCUCUUAUAGUAUAAAAAACAAUUUUGUAAAAAAUCAUUACACUUAUUGGGUUAAAGCAGGCUGUUAAAAAUUAUAUAGAAUAUGACAGAAGCAACUACAGAAGUACGGAAAAUGGACCCAGCAUUAAGAUUUGACUUAAUCAAUCUAUUAAAUAUUAAUGAAGGUUGGAAAACACUAAUGACUAAAGUUACUGUUGAUUGUAAUCCUAACAACAAUUUAAAGUACACUUAUGAUCAUGUCAAGUUAAUAGAAAAUGCUAGUAAACUACAACAACGCUUUUGUAGUGAGAUAUUUUUAGAGGAAUGGGGAACUAGUGGUAAAAUUAGGCCUAAUCUUCAGACACUUAUGAAUUUAUUAUAUGAAGUUAAUCUGAUACGUGCUGCUGAAGCUAUAGCUUCUAAAAUUUCGAAAGACUGCAUGACCACUAGAAUGACAUCAUUUAAAAAUAUUCUUGAAAAUGACGAAAAUACAGAUGAUUACAGUAAUAGUGAAAAUUUCAGACCUACCAUACUAAACACUAGUUUGACUUUAAAAAAUAUUGAAAGGUUUGAUGAAAUUAGGAUACCUUAUGAAACAUUAUAUCAUGCCACAAAUGGAUUUUCUGAUUCAUGUUUAAUUGGGUCUGGUGGAUAUAGCAAAGUAUUUAAAGCUGAAUUAAAUAAUCGAACAGUGGCAAUUAAACGCAUGGAAAAAGUUUAUGAAGAAAGAGAUAUUAAACAAUAUUUGAAUGAAAUUGAUAAUAUUUUAAAAUUUAAACAUGUUAAUUUAUUACCACUAUUGGCAAUAUCAGAGGAUAAACACCCAUGUAUUGUAUACGAAUUUAUGGAAAAUGGUUCUUUACUUGAUUGCAUUGCAUGCAAAGAAAGAUCUUCACUAUUAAAUUGGAAACUUAGAAUAAAACUUGGAAUAGAAGUAGCCAGUGGCUUAGUUUACUUACAUACUGCAUUUGAAACACCUAUCAUACAUCGAGAUAUUAAAACUGCUAAUAUUUUACUAGACAAAUUGUUUGUUGCUAAAAUUGGAGAUUUUGGAUUAACUCGUAUUGGAGAUAAUACAAUGACAUCUGAAGGAAAAGGAACGUCUGCCUAUAUGUCACCUGAGGCAUUUAGGGGUGAUGUAUCUGUAAAAUUAGAUGUUUUUAGCUUUGGAGUUGUACUAUUGGAAUUAUUAACAGGAUUACCUCCUUUUGACGAAUUUCGACAGCAUCGUGACUUGUUAACGCAUAUAAUUGAAUCAGAGAGUCCCAUUGAAGAUUUACCAGAUAAACGUGCUGGAGAUUGGAACAAAAUGACUGUUGAGAAAAUAUAUGAAUUGGCAAAGCUUUGUACACUUGUUUCAAAAAGCAAAAGACCUUUUAUGUAUGGAGAAAGAGGUGUUUAUGUAGCCCUUGAAAAAAUUCAAUCAGAAAUUGAUGGAUAUGUAUCAUAACAAUUAUUAAUUGAACUAUUUUAUGAUUAUAAAAU
Molecule: messenger RNA, 1593 nt
Organism: Sipha flava (yellow sugarcane aphid)
Lineage: Eukaryota; Metazoa; Arthropoda; Insecta; Hemiptera; Aphididae
Product: interleukin-1 receptor-associated kinase 4-like
Exons: 7
Coding region: 212-1558 (448 amino acids)
Biological process (GO): protein phosphorylation
Molecular function (GO): protein kinase activity; ATP binding
Source: RefSeq, a predicted model, not a curated record